AUGGCGGACAGCGCUGCUGCCACCGCCGCCCCCCGCGCCGGCGUGAAGGGCAGCUCGGCGGGGCCCUGGUGGAAGUCGCUGACCAGCAAGAAGAAGCACAAGGAAGCGGCGGCCGCCCCGCCGCCCCCCGCCGCCGUCAGCGAGGCCCCCGCCGCCCCCCCCAGCCCCGGCGGCCGGGAGGAGCAGCCGCCCCCCUUCGGCAGCGGCGAGGCCGCGGGGGCGGGAGGCGGCAACCGCCGGAGCCUCCGCGUCUCCCACUCGGGCCGCUUCAAGGAGAGGCGGAAGGUGCGCACCUCGCUGCUGGCCGACAGCCCCGAGGUCUUCGACGGCGGCGGUGCCGCGGGCCAUGCCGCCCAAGGGGGCGAGUAG
Molecule: messenger RNA, 369 nt
Organism: Gavia stellata (red-throated loon)
Lineage: Eukaryota; Metazoa; Chordata; Aves; Gaviiformes; Gaviidae
Gene: PRR15
Product: proline rich 15
Exons: 1
Coding region: 1-369 (122 amino acids)
Source: RefSeq, a predicted model, not a curated record